Lolium perenne is the source of this 7710-nucleotide messenger RNA. Lineage: Eukaryota; Viridiplantae; Streptophyta; Magnoliopsida; Poales; Poaceae. The record is from RefSeq and is a predicted model, not a curated record.
CUCUUCCUGCCGGUCGAUCCGUCCCUACUACCACGGCAGCCAGCAGCAGCUCUAGGGUUAGCGUGGCGGCGAACUCCUACCGUGUCGCCGGCGCGGCUCUUCCUUUCCUCCGGCGAGUCCGCUUGGUGCCGCUCAUCCUUCGUGAUCCCCCGACCCCUCUCCGGACCGGCGACUCCAUCCAUAGGAAGAUACACUGAUGGACAAACAACACAGUCAGGAACACUCCACCGAAACCAAGAGUGGUGCUGCUUCCAAUCAAGUGGUGAAACCGAAUUUGGUACCAAUGCAGCUUCAAUUUCUACCAUAUGACAUCCUGCGCGGCAUACUGUCAUGGUUAUCGAUAAAAGAAGUUGUGAGAAUGAGCAUACUUUCUCGUGAAUGGAGACAGCUAAGGAUGUGUCAUCCGGACCUGGUAUUUACCGAAGACACAUUUGGCAGCUAUACAAUCACGAAUACUGACCAGGAAUCCAUGACAUUUGAGGAGCUGUUGAAAUUUGACGCCAAGAAGCGCGACUGGCUUAAUAGGAAAUUCAUCAACAAUGUGGACAGUGUGUUGCGCCCAUUCUUGUGUGCUUCUAAUACAAGUACGAUUACGCUGGAAAAGUUUGUGGUCAAAUCUGGUCUUCGCAGGAAGCACAAGUAUUAUAUUGACAAAUGGGUUAGCUUUUCCACUGCAGCAAGGGCCAAGCACAUUGCUUAUGAUUUCACCUCAGAUGUCAAUUGCUUUGGCUCUUAUUUUGACAAGUACAAGUAUGUUUUUCCGCUAUGCAGUCUGAGUGGCCCAAAUGGCUCUUGUAUCAAGUAUCUUGAUCUCGGCUAUGUAUGUUUAAAGCUGCCCCCCGGUUUCUGUGGUAUCACAAACCUUAAGAAACUUACACUAAAUAUGGUGUCCAUCAAUGGAGAUGACCUCCAGUGCUUGUUGCUAAGUUGCACUCUUCUCGAGAGCUUAAGCAUAGAGUCGUGCUCCUCCUCGUCAAGUUUAUGUGUACGACAGGAGCUGUCCCGGUUACAUUACCUGCGUGUGCGACACUGUAAACUCGAAAUGAUGGAGUUUCAUGCUCCUAAUCUUACCAAAUUUGAGUUCGACGACCAACUGAUGCAAACAGUGCUAAAACAAUCUUCAAAGUUGUCAGAGGCAAUUUUUGUGUCAAACAUGAGAUUGUGUGAUGGUUAUGAUGAUGAUCUGGAUUAUAUCUUCACUGAGCUUCCAACUGCUAUUCCUCAUGUGCACACACUACUUCUACUUUUGACUGCUAGUCAGGUGGAAAGGUUCUGUAACACCCAGGAUAACUUCAUUGGUUUGAGGCAACUGAACAUGAACCUUGAUAUCUUUUUCGAUCCAUAUGAUGAUAAUUGGGCUAUGGGGCUUGUUAAUCUCUUGAAAUUAGCACCUCUUUUAGAAGAGCUGGAAGUGCAUAUGGAUUGUGAUAGAUAUUGCUCUCCUAAUCCAAGGACAGUGACGGCGGCGCAAGGGCCUCUGCAUCAUCACCUCAAAAAUGUUUACAUGUUUGGAUUUUGUGAUGUAUUGGGGUUAGCUGAGCUGGCGCUCUAUAUUCUUGGAAAUGCUAUUGUGCUUGAACGUAUGGUAGUAGAUACUAUGGCAGGGAUGAAGGAAGAUUUGAACACUGAACUUUUCUAUUCGGUCAAGUCCGGUAGCAGUGAAGGGUUUGUUCUUCCAACCAAGGGUGCUCUGUACUGUGUCGAGGAGAAGAAAUUGUUUGCGAAAAAGAACCUUGACAGAGAGGAGUUUCGUCAUAUCCUCACCAUUCUGUGAAUAAGCUAGAACUAGAGAUCUUUUCUACAUUUGUGGAUACUGGAGGAACCGGUGUGAUGAAAAAUUGGGCAGGUGUUUACUUUUCCUUCGCUCUGAUAUUCCUACAUGAAGCUUUUAUAGGAACUAAAAGAAGGAAAGCACAAGCUGAAUCGUUGCAGGCAAAGCAUGUCCACACAACUUUAGUACAAGCUGUUUCUGAACUUUUGUUGCACACGAAGUUAGGCUGGGUUCUGAAUUCUGAACUUUGAGAGUAUGAAUAGAAGCCUCGAAUUGGGUAAUUCGGUUGGGUAAUGUACUGAAUUUUUGACUUUGAGCGUAUGUGUUGCUUUGAUAAUGAAAUAAUGUAAUUAUUGCCCCUUUAAUCCUACCAAAACUUAUACAAUUUUUUUAUUGAUAGUUCCAUCACAUCGUGACUAACAAUGGUACUAGGGUUGCAGAAUGUUUGCGGGAAAAAUCUUGACAUAUCGGAGCUCUAUUACCACUCGAAUCCUUUCUGAAGCUUUGCUGGAAUCACUCAGAAGGGAGGCAUUUCUAUAAAAGCUGAUUGAUUGGACUUGUACAUGCACCAAAAUCCAGUGGUGUAUGUAUUAUUGGGCGAGUUCAUCCGGGGAAUUAUUUUUCUCGGCAUGUUCAUCUCAUCUCAUGCGAGCGGAUCGGGAACGAAGAAGGAUGAGGCGAUAGAUGAUAUGCUCAACCGCCUUGGAAUAAAGGAGGACGAGUUUGACUAUCUAGUCUUUGAGGAAGAAGAAGAGGCUCCGAAGGAGGGCCUGAAGUGGAUGGCAUUGGCGAAAGUUCACACAUCAAAUACGUUCAGUCCUCAAACUUUUGAACAACACAUGAAGGUUGCUUGGAGCCCAGCAAAAUUGGUAUUGCUUCAGCACUUGGAAGGUAAUCUAUUCACGGUUCAAUGUAAUUGUUUGGGAGAUUGGCUCAAGGUUUCUGAAGGUGGACCGUGGCUAUUUAGGCAAAGUAUGGUAUCUAUUGAACCAUAUGAUGGGUUAGCAUUGCCUGAACAGUAGACCUGAAUUUCUUUACAACCUGGAUCCAGAUACACAAGAUACCAGUGGGAUAUAGAAAGGUAUCACUAAUUACAAACUUGACAGAGAAAAAAGUUGCAAAAGUUGGUAAAGUUCAGUUAGAUGUCCUUGGAGCUGGGAAUUUUGUCAGAGCUAAGGUGCAAUUGGAUGUUAGACAACCAUGCUAGGUUUGUUUCUAUGUCUCGUGGUGGUGCACGUGAAGUUUAUCCAAUCAAAUUCGAGAAAAUGCCAAGGUUUUGUGCUGCCUGUGGUCAUAUUGGACAUUCAUAUCUGGAAUGUGGUACUGGGGAACAUGAAGAAGACAAACUGAAGUGGGGGGAUUUCUUGAAGGCGGAUUGGGAAUCAUGGUAUGGCUGUGGUUUUGGAGGAGGUAGAGGAGGUGCCCGUACAGCACGGGGUUCUUGGGACUCAUGGGGUGGUCAUGGUUGUGUCCCAGGGCGAGGAAGAGAUGGGGCAGUGGAUGGUCGUGCUGGACCCUAUGCAUGGCGCCAUAAUGCCCUUGCGUAUGGUGAGGGUAUUGCACAAGCUGCGGGAAAGGAAGAUGGAGAUGGAAUGAACAAUGAAGACAAAGAGGACGAUGAUCUCAAGGACACGGGCACUAGUCCGAUUAAAACUAACCAGAUGGAGGUUGAUAUUCCCCAAAAGAGUGGUGAUUCUGGGGCAAAGAGGAGCCUAGAUUUGGCGCUACUGGCUCAGAAUAUGGCAAAUGAUAAUGCAGAGGAGGGUGAUGGUGUGCACCCAGUAAACGCUGCGGGGUUAACAGAUCAGGGAGUGAUCGACAUAACUGAGAAUGCUGAAAAUGACCGUAAUAAGCGGUCGAAGAAGGAUGGAGCUAUCUCCCCUUCAACAGGAUCGGCGGAUUCCCUUGAGGUUCCCGUCCGGUCGCAAUGAGGAUCCCAGCUGCGAACUAUCAGGGUGCGGGGAAUCGCCCGACAGUUCGGUCGCUUUUGAGGGUUCAAAAGCGUUGUGACCCCGAUGUGAUAUUCCUCUCUGAAACUCGCUUAGAAUCUUUUCCUGUGGAAUGUUUACAAAAGCAUCGACUCAAAAAUUGUUAAACCUACCACUUCUCAAAGUGGAGGUGUUUUGCUCCUAUGGAAACAUGGAAUCAACAUACAACAGAUUUAUGCUGCUUCGAAUUAUAUUGAUGUUUCAGUCCAAAAAGCCCUGAGAAAAUUUGGAGACUUAGAGGAAUUUAUGGUGAACCUAAGUGGGAAGACAAGUACAAGACUUGGGACAAGCUACGUGAGCUGAGGACUCAAAUAAUAUGCCGUGGGUUGUCAUCGGUGAUUUUAAUGAAAUUCUGUUUUCAAAUGAGAAAGAAGGGGGCGAUCCCCGACCUGACCAUAUUAUGCAAGCAUUUCGCGAUGCGUUAUCUAAUUGCAAUCUCCAUGACUUGGGUUUUUUGGGCGACCCUUUUACUUGGCAUCGUGGAUGGAUUCAUGAACGCCUGGAUAGAGUCGUCGCUGAUCAUGAGUGGUUGUUGAUGCACCCGGAUGCGACUCUUACUCAUUUCGACUGUAUGAAAUCUGAUCAUCGUCUGAUCCUCUUGGAGACUGAUUGGCUUAAUGUUCCGCCGAGCGCUAGUGGUCCGAAGAGAUUUGAAGCCAAGUGGCUGAAAGAGGAAGACUUUCGUGAUGUUGUUGCCAAUGCAUGGACACAAGCGGUGGUUGAUCUUCCUGAUGGAGGGUCCUCGAGCGUCUGGCCCACAUGCAUGCAUCCUUGCAUGCGUGGGAUAGCAAUAUCCUCCGGCAGCCGAAGCGUCAUUUGAAAUCUGCUCAAAGAAAACUCGAGCAAGCAAUGGAUGAAGUUCACUGGAUGCGAAGAUCUCGGGCUAAUUGGCUACAGUAUGGGGACCGCAAUACUAAUUUCUUUCGUCAAUAUGCUUCAGCUAGGAGGAAAAAUAACUUGAUUAAAAAGCUGAAAAAUAAUAAUGAAUGGGUGGAAGGAACUGCAACUCUAAAACCUAUUAUUCUUGAUUAUUUUUCUAACCUCUUUACCUCUAAAGUUCAUCAGGUUGAUCUGGAGUUUCUUGACAAAAUUCAGCCUAAAGUUACUCCUCUCAUGAAUGAUGGUCUUCUCGCCCCUUUCACGGCUGAGGAGGUCAAAAAAGCUGCGUUUGCUAUUGGUGAUCUCAAGGCACCGGGUCCUGAUAGUCUUCAUGCAAUUUUCUAUAAAAGGUUCUGGAGUAUUUGUGGAGAAUCUAUCACCUCUGAAAUUCUCCAGGCCCUGCAUACUGGUGUUAUCCCAGAUGGGUGGAAUGAUACUAUGAUCGUGCUGAUUCCAAAAGUGGACAAUCUUGAAUCUGUUACCCAAUAUCGCCCUAUUAGCCUGUGCAAUGUGAUCUAUAAGAUCAUAUCUAAGCUUUUGGCAUCUCGUUUGAAGUUGAUUCUCCCGGAUGUUAUUUCCCCAAUGCAGAGUGCCUUUGUCCCUGGGAGACUUAUCUCGGACAAUGUGUUGGUAGCUUAUGAGACUAUCCGUACUAUUAAGAAUAAGAGGACGGGAUCUAAUGGAGCGUGUGCAGUUAAGUUGGAUAUGCAUAAAGCAUAUGACCGUGUUGAGUGGAUUUUUCUAGAAAAUAUGAUGAGAAAUUGGGUUUUGCUGAAAGGUGGAUUUCUUUGAUGAUGGUGUGUGUCAGUUCGGUUAAAUAACAAGUUAGAUUUAACUCUAAAGAGACAGAUUCUUUCACUCCUUCGAGGGGCUUGCGCCAAGGAGACCCCCUAUCUCCUUAUUUGUUCUUAUUGUGUGCGGAAGGUUUAUCUAGUCUUUUGUUGUAUGAAGAAGUUGGUGGCAUUGCUGGGGUUAGGGUGUGCAGAAAUGCACCGUGGGUUUCACAUCUACUAUUUACUGAUGAUUCUCUGAUUCUCAUGAAAGCUGACACGAAUAAUGCAACUUCCUUCCUUCUAGCAGGUCCUAGAUACUUACUAAAUUUUGGACAAAUGGUGAAUUUGGCUAAUUCAAGCAUAUUCUUCUCUCCAAAUACGGAUGUGCUAACAAGAGUAUAAAUUUGUGAGGCUUUGCAUAUUACCACUGAGGCUAUUUCAGAUAAAUACUUGGGACUCCUAGCGCUUGUGGGAGUGGACAGAAGUGACAAUUUUAUUCAUCUUAUUGAGAGAAUUAUUCAACGCAUUAAUGGGUGGAAAGAAAAGUAUUUAUCUAUUGGCGGAAAGGAAAUUCUGUUGAAGUCCGUGGCUCAAGCAAUUCCAGUUUAUGCUAUGUUAGUUUUUCUUAUUCCAAAAGGGGUGUGCAAAAGAAUAAUGGAUGCCAUCCCUAGUUUCUCGUGGGGAGAUGAUGAAAAUAGUAACAAGAUGCACUGGAUGGCUUGGUGAAAAUUGUGCUACCCCAAGAGAGAGGGGGGUAUGGGUUUUAAAGAUCUCCACUCUUUCAACCUAGCUAUGUUGGCCAAACAAGUGUGGCGUCUUGCCAUAGAAAAUACCUCUCUUUGUGCUACAGUUUUACAUGCUAAGUAUUACCGUUACGGGGACAUUUUAAAGGCUGGACCAAAGGUGAGAUCUUCUUUUACUUGGCAAAGCAUCUUUUCUGGUAUUGCCACUUUCAAGCAAGGAUACAUAUGGAGGGUAGGGACGGGGGAGAAUAUUAACAUCUACACUGAUCCUUGGAUACCUUCAAGUCAUAAUAGGAAGAUUCUUUCUCCUCGUGGUCUAGGUGUUUAUACAAAGGUUUCACAAUUGAUAUGCCCAAUCACUGGUGGCUAGGUUGUCCCACUUCUUCAGUCACUCUUCAUGGAUAUUGUGUGGAAUGUAUUCUUGAGAUUCCUCUUAAUGUUUCAGGUUUUGAGGAUUUCAUUGUAUGGUAAUAUAAUAAGAAUGGCAGAUAUUCGGUUCGACCUAGGUAUUAUCUUCAAUGGAGACACCAAUUUGGGGCUAGAGAAAAUCAGUUAUCCCUACCUGGAUCCUCGGUGCUGAAUCCAGUAUGGAAGAAUCUGCGGGGUUUAAAAAUUCCAAGCAAAGUUAAAAAAUUCCAUUGGUGUGCCCUCCACGAUGUGAUUCCCCUGAAAUCGAUAUUGGCCAAUAGACAUAUUGGUACCUCCGGCCAAUGUCCUAUUUGCAUGCAAGGGCCUGAGGACAUUAAGAACCUCUUAUUUCAAUGUGACACGGCGAGUAAAAUUUGGAUGUCACUCGAGCUUUCUGAGGCGAUCAAUGAUGCUAUGAUAUCUGAUCGUGCGGGGUCAACAAUUCUGGAACAUCUCCUUCGCUCUGAUGGUUCUAUGCCUAGAUUCAACUCAAUCGGUGUGAGAGAAGUUAUCCGUACUACCCGUUGGUAUCUUUGGUGGAUUCGGUGACAAAGAACAAAUGGGGAGCCGGUUCCACCUAUGUUCAAAUGCAAAUUAUCUAUCCUAUCGAUCACGGCAAACGUGGCAAAGGUGGGUGCAAAAGUUUCGGCAAGCCAGCACAAAUGGGAGAAGCCUCUAGUGCGACAAAAUAAGGUGAACGUUGAUGGUUCUUUCUUCCAAGCCUCACAUGUUGUUAUGCGUGAUUAUAAUGGUAAUUUUAUGGCAGCCUCUUCGGUCUAUCUCCCAAAUAUUACAUCGGUGAAUGUUGCUGAAGCCAUGGCGAUUAAGAGGGGCUUGCCCAUGCUAAUCGUAUGGGGGUUAACAAUGUGAUCAUGGAAUCGGAUUCGCAAGAAAUAGUUGAUGCGUGUUCGAGAGUGGAUGCUUGGUGGGGAGACGCUUCGGUGAUCAUUUUGGACUGUAUGGACCUAGCUGCUGGUAUUAGGAAGGUCUCCUUCAAGCACUGCGGGAGAGACGCAAAUGAAGUUGCCCACUUCCUAGCUAGAAAUAGUUUCUGAGAGCAAAACUCUUGUAAUUGGAUCAAUGAACCCCCUAGUUUUAUUUUAGAGAAACUCAUAUUCGAUGUAACUAUAUUGUGAUGUGCGGUAGCA